AUGACUCCACAAAGUAGAAUUUCAACCGCAAAUUCAUCAGAAUACUUCUUCAGUUACAAGAGAAUGCACAAAGAGCAGUGUACCUGGGCAACUAUUCCACUGUCGAGGGCCCUCACUAAAGCAUCUUCAUCUAUAACACCACCACGCGCAACAUUAAUGAUACGCACUCCCUUUUUCAUCUUAGAAAAUGUAGUAUCGUUAAAUAUCUUGUUAGUUGUAGGGGUGAGAGGCAUAUGGAGAGAAACAAAAUCUGCAGUUGAAAUAGCUUCAUCAAACGACACUAAUUCCACACCAAUUGCAUGGGCUCUAUCAGCCGGGGCAUAUGGAUCAUGGGCAAUCACAGUCAUUCCAAGUCCUUUUGCACCUUUCAUGGACGCAUCAGCCUGCGCAACAUUUCGCGCCAUGGACGCAAGCAAAGCAAUCCCGUGCUCGGCGGCGGCAAUUGUGUUCGCUGUCGGGGCGUUCACCACCAAGCACCCGAACUCGGUGGCCGCCUGCAGAUCCACAUUAUCAAUCCCGACGCCGGCGCGUCCCACCACCUUGAGCUUCCGCCUAGCCGCCUCAAAAACCCGGCGUGUCACCUUCGUCCCGCUCCGCACAAUCAACGCGUCGCACUCCCCGAUCUUCGCGCACAGGUCCUCCGGCGACAGGUCGUACAGGCACUCGACAUUCCCGAACGAGCGGAGUAAAUCGAGCCCCGCCUCCCCGAGCUUCUCGGAGACCAAAAUGGUCGGCCUCGCCGAUUGGGACCCCGGAUCUGAACCUUCCCGGGCGUCGGGGGCCAAUUCCGAGGUUUGCUCUGUUUUGAGGACGCUGGGAACCGUGGCGGCGCGUGAGACGCUGAAAUUAGGGGCGAGAGUCAGCUUCGGGAGGGGGAUGGAGGGAUUGGAGAAGGGGAGGCGCGUGGGGAAAGGAUUUGAGGUUUGCUUGUGGGAUGGUGGCGUUUGGUUGUUGAGCUUAGUUGCAGAGGAAAUGGAAACGGCAGCCAUUUUCUUGUUUCAUCUGAAUUACAAACCCUUCUCCUCCGACCCUUCUUCGUCGACUCUUUCUCUUCAGCGUUCCUUGGAUACCCAACACUGUGCGUUGUACAUUUUGCAAGGAAGGGCAGACAAUACCCACGAUUCUUUUUCGUCUCAUCCGACGAUUGACGGGAGAGAAGUCCGUGCACCAACCAAGUCCCAUUCAGCAUUUCAAAGUCUAUGA
Striga asiatica is the source of this 1203-nucleotide messenger RNA. The record is from the annotation of a GenBank genome assembly. Lineage: Eukaryota; Viridiplantae; Streptophyta; Magnoliopsida; Lamiales; Orobanchaceae.